Molecule: messenger RNA, 1941 nt
Organism: Belonocnema kinseyi
Lineage: Eukaryota; Metazoa; Arthropoda; Insecta; Hymenoptera; Cynipidae
Product: zinc finger BED domain-containing protein RICESLEEPER 3-like
Exons: 6
Coding region: 1-1941 (646 amino acids)
Molecular function (GO): protein dimerization activity; DNA binding
Source: RefSeq, a predicted model, not a curated record
AUGUCUCCGCCAAGCCAAGUGUGGCUGCACUUUAAGAAAGUGGGAAUGGGAGAAAAAGUGCGUUGUUCCCACUGUCUCGUGGAACUCACCUUUUGCAAUAGCACUUCAUCUAUGACAUAUCAUCUACAGAAAGUUCAUCAGGUUGAAUUAAUUUCAACAAAACGAAAGAGAAGCACCUAUAAAAGGGUAAUACGAGAAGAAAAAGAAACUAGUAGUAACGUCUUAGACGUUGACGCAAAUGAGGCUGGUCCUUCGACGAGGUACGAUGAGAUACCGACAUCGUCAAGCGAAGUUAAGAAGAUAAAAACUCGCAACAGUAUCCGCAAUUUGAGUGCGUCUUUUGAAAAAAUAUCUUCCUUUUCUUGUGGAGGUCAGCGUUAUGCUGAUGCAACUGACGCUCUAUUAUAUAUGAUAGCAGCAGAUAAUCAGCCCCUAUCUAUGACUAAGAGAAAGGGAUUUAAAGAAUUUGUCAGAACUUUGCAGCCGCAUUAUAACCUCUCAAGCGCUGAAACUGUCACGGUGAUGAUGGAAAAUAAGUAUGAAGUUCUAAAGACAAAAAUGAAGAAUAUCCUCUCUACGAAAACCAAUAUUAUACUCACAACCGAUUUGUGGACGGAAUCGAUGACAACAAGGGCUUACUUAGGCAUAACUGCUCACUAUUUAGAUGAUUGGGGGCUGGAUAUCGCAAAUGUGAAGGCUAUUGUCACAGAUAAUAAACCAAACGUUGUUGGAGCGUGUAAGCAAGCGGUUAGUGCUCAGAAACAUAUCUCUUGUUUAGCUCACAAUUUAAAUCUAGCAGUUACGGAUGCGUUAGGUUUAUAUAAAACCAACAACCAGAUUGAUCAAGAAGAAGUUCCGUUGCCCUUGCCUGUCUUUGAAGAUAGCGAAGAUGAAGAGGACCAAAUAAUUCUAGGUGUAGACGUUGAAGAUAGAGGGUUGGACGAUGACUUACCUUCUUUCAAGAGAGUCGUCUCGAAAAUAAAGAAAAUUGUAAACUUCUUUAGAAAAAGUGAACGGGCCUCUGAAGAAUUAAAACUGCUACGGAUGACUGAGUGGAGGAAAGCAGAGAAAGAGUGCUUGAGACUAAUCCAAGAGGUUCGCAUCAGGUGGAACUCAGUUUAUGCGAUGCUCGACCGAUUCCUCCUAUUGUGCGAACUCGUACAGCGAGUUCUUGCGAAAAUAACACGAGAGAAAACUAGCAAGGAAAAGCCACCACCAAUGAUUACGGCAGGAGAGGAGGAACUUGUGAGGGAGGUUCGGGAUCUUCUAAAACCAGCAUGGCAAGUCACAAAGGAGAUCUGCGCGGAGAAGUCGACUUUAAGAGAGUACAACGCAGUCCACUUAGUUGCUUUCAAUAUUAAGCACUCAUUACUCGCCGAAAUUGGAAAGCAAUUAUGCUUCAUGGAGAAGCUGCCGAUGCCUGCUAAGGCCACCAUCCUCGGCCUCAGAUUCAAGAAACUACACUUCACAGAUUCUAGAAACUUCGCGAGAGCACUGUCAUCUAUUGAUAGGGAGUUGAAGGCGAAAAUUCUGAAGUCGGGGGAUGAGGAACGCGCCAGGAACAUGCCACAGCAUCAGCGUGGAGAUAGCCAGGUGAACGACAUCUGGGUUCAUCACGAUGCCUUGCGUUCGCAACAGUUGCCCGAGGCGGACACUGAUACUGCUGGAGGCUUAUCUGUAGAGCUCCGACAGUACUUAAAUCGGCCAACCAUUCCUCCCUAUGUAAAUCAAUUCGAAGAAUGGAAUAACAUCAAGCAUGCCUAUCCGAAUUUGUAUAAGAUAGCACUAGAGUAUUUGCCCAUUCUGGCAAAUUCAGUUCCUUCCGAGAGGCUGUUUUCUAAAGCUGGUCAAAUUAUUACCAUGCUCAGAAACAGGCUCUCGGGAAAGCACUUAAACCAGCUAAUAUUUUUAGUGUCGCUGGACUUUGAAAUGUGGAAAUAA